GUUUGUGCGAACCGCGUCAGAUCCGCUGUGAGUGUAGAUGGGUGUGUGAGACUCCGAUACCCCGCAACCCGCUCAAAAUAAACCCGGGGACACGUUAAAGCACAUAUACGGCUGCCUGUCCGCGGGAGAGGAGGAGCAGCGGGAGGUUUCGCUUCCUGGAGAGCCUCUCUGCGAGGGGGAAUCGAGCCGGGCCAUGGCGCGGGACUAUGAUUACCUCUUCAAGCUGCUCAUCAUCGGCGACAGCGGUGUUGGCAAAAGCAGUUUACUGCUGAGAUUUGCUGAUAACACAUUUUCAGGUAGCUACAUCACCACGAUCGGUGUGGACUUCAAGAUUCGCACGGUGGAGAUCAACGGGGAGAAAGUCAAGCUGCAGAUUUGGGAUACAGCGGGACAGGAGAGAUUUCGGACGAUCACCUCCACGUACUAUAGAGGCACUCACGGCGUUAUAGUGGUUUAUGACGUCUCCAGCGCCGAGUCGUUCGUGAACGUCAAACGCUGGCUUCAUGAAAUCAAUCAAAACUGUGACGACGUCUGUCGAAUAUUAGUGGGUAAUAAGAAUGACGAUCCCGCCUCUAAAGUGGUGGAGACCAAUGACGCGCAGAAGUUUGCUGAGCAGAUGGGCAUCCGACUGUUUGAGACCAGCGCCAAAGAGAACGUCAACGUCGAGGACAUGUUCAACUGCAUCACUGAGCUCGUCCUGAAGGCUCGGAAAGAGUCUGUGGCCAAACAGCAGCAGCAGAGCGAAGUCGUCAAACUGAGUAAGAGCAGCAAACGCAAGAAGAAAUGCUGCUAAUGGACCGGACUCAUGUAUAUACACACACACACACCUUUAGAGAGCCAAUCGACGAAACGCCACUGAACUGACAAGAGCCAGACGGCUUAACACACUUAAACCAACCCGCCAGAGACUAGUAUUGAUAGAGAUUUACUAAUGAUGAGCCCGUUUUGGACGCCUACAGACUCCGAUGUUUUAGCAGGAUUGGAUUCCAGUGGCGCCGCACUUCAUCGUUGUCUUUUUUUUCCCAGAAGACGCUCGGAAGAUCUGCCGCAGGAAUUGUAAAAUAGAGAAUGAAAUGCUCGUCAUUGUCUGCGUUUCGCGUCGCUGUGGAGUCAAAGCAACGAGGCCAAAUGUGUUCCAAUGACGUACCAAUCAGGACCACGUAUAAGUUGGGGAACAUCAUGAAAUUUCCCGUAUUUUCAUGCUACGGACCAAACCUGCGCUGCUCUGCCAAUUACCAAGAGACACUUGUUUAGCCUUUUGCUUUCUCUUUUGUCUUUCAUUUUUGUAAAACUGUAUUUUUUUACUAACAGAUUAUACAAUCAAACACACAGUAGCGUUUAGUGAAUCUGGUGCCAUUGACUGAAAGUUAUUAUAUUUACGGAGCUGGGAGGAAAUGCUCAAUCUCAUGAAAGUGCGGAUUUAAAGGAGUAAUUAAUGCAGAAAUUAAUUAGCCGAAAAUGUGCUCACCCUCAGGCAAUCCGAGAUCAGGAUGAGUUUGUUUCUUCAUCAGAUUUGGAGAA
This is a messenger RNA of Sinocyclocheilus anshuiensis, 1521 nucleotides long. Its product is annotated as ras-related protein Rab-35-like. The record is from RefSeq and is a predicted model, not a curated record. Bases 194 to 793 code for a protein of 199 amino acids. Lineage: Eukaryota; Metazoa; Chordata; Actinopteri; Cypriniformes; Cyprinidae. Gene Ontology annotation, molecular function: GTP binding; GTPase activity. The transcript has 6 exons.